Molecule: messenger RNA, 2991 nt
Organism: Brugia malayi
Lineage: Eukaryota; Metazoa; Nematoda; Chromadorea; Rhabditida; Onchocercidae
Product: argonaute 2, putative
Exons: 19
Coding region: 1-2991 (996 amino acids)
Molecular function (GO): RNA binding; protein binding
Source: RefSeq, a predicted model, not a curated record
AUGGCAGCAAUCGAUCAGCAACAACAACAAGUUCUGAGUUUGUUGGAAGCAUUCAAUUUUGGCGAUCGGCAAGGUGCAUCAGCCUCGGGUAUGGCACCAUAUCAACCCUUUCUGCAGCAAGUACCAAAUCUUUUGGGGAAUCCUCAGUUUCCUCAAGCCGGGAGCACCCAGUACCAUAUCCCACAACAACAGCAACAACAAACAGCUUUGCAGACAUCACUUCAGGACGCUUACCAGUUAGCUCCAAUCAAUCCCGCUCCGGUGCAAAUGAUGCUUGGUGGUAGUGGUGGAGCACCGUCGUUCGACAGUCGUCCUGCUGGAUCUUUGGCACCCGGUGGGCCAGUAGGGAGUGGCGAUGGCUCGGAAGCACCUCUUCCUCCUCCAGCUAAUGUACCGCUGCAACGUCCGACUGGACAAUCAUCUGGACCGAUACAAUUCCAAUGCCCUCGCAGACCUAAUCAUGGCAUAGAAGGGCGUGCAAUUGUUCUACGCGCAAAUCAUUUCGCUGUUCGUAUACCGGGAGGUAAUAUUCAGCAUUAUUCUAUUGAUGUGCAGCCGGACAAGUGCCCGCGUCGAGUUAACAGAGAAAUUGUGAAUACCAUGAUUCGUGCCUAUCAAAAAGUGUUCAGUAACAUCCGUCCAGUAUAUGACGGAAAACGUAAUAUGUAUACUCGAGAUCCAUUGCCAAUUGGGCGCGAAAGGCUGGAAUUGGAAGUCACACUACCAGGCGACUCUGCUGUUGAUCGACAGUUUACUGUUGCUAUUAAAUGGGUUUCCACGGUUUCAUUAUCGGCUCUGGAAGAUGCAAUGGAGGGACGAGUCCGUCAAGUGCCUUUCGAAUCUGUGCAAGCAAUGGAUGUGAUUUUGCGGCAUUUACCAAGUUUAAAGUACACCCCUGUUGGACGUUCAUUCUUCUCGCCGCCAUUAGGCUCAGCUCAUGGCCCAUCACAUUCAGCACAACAGUACCAUACGGAAAGUAAGCUCGGUGGUGGUCGAGAAGUUUGGUUCGGUUUCCAUCAAAGUGUACGACCAAGCCAGUGGAAAAUGAUGCUCAAUAUUGAUGUUUCGGCAACCGCAUUUUAUCGCUCAAUGCCGGUGAUCGAAUUUAUUGCGGAGGUGUUGGAGGUACCGGUACAAGCGUUAUCCGAUCGCCGUUCCCUCUCAGAUGCUCAGCGUGUGAAAUUCACCAAGGAAAUACGUGGUUUGAAAAUUGAGAUAACUCACUGUGGUUCGAUGCGACGUAAAUACCGAGUGUGUAAUGUUACUCGAAGAGCAGCACAAGUACAAACAUUUCCGUUGCAACUGGAUUCAGGGCAAACCAUUGAUUGUACAGUUACCAAAUACUUUUACGAUAAAUAUCAUAUGCAGCUGAAGUAUCCGCAUUUGCCAUGCCUCCAAGUAGGUCAAGAGCAGAAGCAUACGUACUUGCCGCCGGAAGUUUGUAAUAUCGUUCCUGGUCAGCGGUGCAUCAAGAAACUUACGGAUACGCAAACGAGUACAAUGAUCAAGGCAACAGCAAGGUCUGCGCCGGAACGUGAACGUGAGAUAUCAAAUUUGGUUCGAAAAGCGGAGUUCAAUGCUGAUCCAUUUGCUCAUGAAUUCGGUAUCGCAAUAAAUCCGGCGAUGACUGAAGUGAAAGGUCGUGUACUGAACGCACCGAAGUUACUGUAUGGCGGUCGCACGAAAGCGACAGCAUUACCCAACCAGGGCGUUUGGGAUAUGCGUGGAAAACAAUUCCAUACUGGUGUGGAAGUGAAAGUUUGGGCAAUCGCGUGCUUUGCGCAACAGCAACAUGUUAAAGAAAAUGAUCUCCGCAAUUUCACUACACAACUGCAGCGAAUCUCUAAUGAUGCGGGUAUGCCGAUCAUGGGGCAGCCAUGCUUUUGCAAAUAUGCAGUUGGUGUUGAUCAAGUAGAACCAAUGUUCAAAUACCUCAAGACAUCAUUCGUAAAUAUUCAGCUUGUUUGCGUUGUCCUGCCCGGAAAAACACCAGUAUAUGCUGAAGUCAAACGAGUUGGUGAUACAGUAUUAGGCAUUGCUACACAAUGUGUACAAGCCAAAAAUGUAAUCAAGACGACACCUCAGACACUGUCUAAUUUGUGUUUGAAAAUGAACGUUAAGUUAGGUGGUGUGAAUUCGAUUCUUCUACCUGCUGUUCGGCCCAGAAUCUUCACUGAACCAGUGAUAUUCCUUGGUUGUGACAUAACCCAUCCUCCUGCUGGUGAUUCGCGCAAACCGUCCAUUGCUGCUGUUGUUGGAAGUAUGGAUGCUCAUCCGUCGCGCUAUGCAGCUACUGUCCGUGUGCAAGCCCAUCGACAAGAAAUAAUCAGUGACCUUACGUAUAUGGCGCGCGAACUUCUUAUUCAGUUUUAUCGUUCGACUCGUUUUAAACCAACUCGAAUUAUUAUUUACCGUGAUGGAGUAUCAGAGGGACAGUUCUUCAACGUUUUACAAUAUGAAUUACGAGCACUGCGCGAGUGUUGUAUGUUAUUGGAGGAAGACUAUCAGCCAGGAAUAACAUUUAUUGCCGUGCAGAAAAGGCAUCAUACUCGUUUGUUUGCUGUUGAUAAAAAAGAUCAGGUUGGGAAAGCUUUUAAUAUUCCACCUGGAACAACAGUUGAUGUUGGUAUAACACACCCUACUGAAUUUGACUUCUAUCUUUGUUCUCAUGCAGGAAUUCAGGGAACAUCCCGUCCAUCUCAUUAUCAUGUACUUUGGGAUGAUAAUCAGUUGAGUGCUGAUGAGCUGCAACAAUUGACAUAUCAGAUGUGCCAUACAUAUGUCCGUUGUACAAGAUCUGUUUCGAUUCCUGCGCCCGCAUAUUAUGCGCAUUUGGUGGCGUUCAGAGCACGUUAUCAUUUGGUUGAUCGCGAGCAUGACAGUGGUGAAGGUUCUCAACCUUCUGGAACAAGUGAAGACACGACUUUGAGCAACAUGGCACGUGCAGUUCAGGUCCAUCCAGAUGCAAACAAUGUCAUGUAUUUCGCUUGA